AUGUCCGAGUCUCUCCGUACGCCGUGGAUCUACGCAUAUCUCGCUGAAGUUGGCGAAACAUACGGUGCCUUUCUCUCUAACGUGCCGAAAUAUUCAAAGAAUAAGAAAGUGCAGUUGAUUGAGUUCCUUACCUACAACCAAGACACUGAAGACUCAUGUAUAUGGGGAGUUGUAUCCGACAAAGAGCACACAAUCCCGGUGCGAAUCAACGCGGAGGCACUCCGCACAUACCGAGCUGCAGUGGGACCGGAGGGUAGGAGACUGACGGAGCAGCGUAACGCUCUUGUCAAAAUCAAAGACUUCCGCCCCUUCUUCAGCCGCGUCCCCUUGGGCGGCAAUGUCAAAGGAAUGACGAAGCACGCCAGGCUAGCACUCGAAGUGGACUUUAUUGAGGUGGUUGGGAGCGUGGCAGAGGCGCGGUGGGGGAGUCCGAGCGACGUGGGCGGGGUUGAUAAAGUGAGACGGUGGACGGAAGGUCUGCAGCAGGAUGGGGGUGGUGGGAACAUUCUGAAGAUCGAGAAAGAGCAAGAGGCCCCGGAAGGCCGGGCAGAGGGGAAGGCUCAAGACCGUCGGGUCAAGAUCUCCCUUGAUAACAUACUCACUCGGAAGCACAAGUCUGCGGAGAAGGAAGAAUCUUCGCGAACGACAACAAAAAGGGAGGCGUUUAACACUCAUCGCAGCACAGCAGAUCUUUCUGUAGGGCAAUUGUGGAGACGUAGCUGGAAAUCGUAUAUUAAGGCGGCUGAUACUGAAGAUAUCAUCGGUUGGGCAUAUGUACCCGAUCCGGUCAAAGCAGCCUUGAAGGCUCCGCCAAAUGAAGUUACCAUUGGACAGAUUUCUCAGAGACUGACUGAGGAAGCUAACACGACGGCAGACCGUGCCAGUCAGCGUCAGCGUCAGGGGGAGGAACCCACUGUCGAUGACCCUGCCCCUUCCCCUCGCCGUCGAACGCCACCACCAAGUUCCAGCUCGCCGCCGGACGCUUCUCAGGUCGAAGUUGAUGGAACUGACGCCGCCUUCCGCCGACCAACCACGCCCACCCGAUCGGAGUGGUCGCCGUCUGUGCACGGCAGUCCUGAGCAGAAUCAAGAAGAUGAACUCGCGGCAAACGCUGGUCUUGACCAUACUUUCGAGUUCAGCCAUUUAGCCCAGGCAGACGAGCAGCGACGUGGUUCUCCAUCCAUUUGGCUACCCUCCAACCCACCUAGAAGUGACUUCCGCCGUCUCUCUCCCAGUGCUGCUUCUCAAACACUCGCCACACACCCCGAGCAUUCCACUUCCCAAAUCCCUUCGGCCAACUCCCAACAGGCCCGCGAGACCUCUACAAAUAUCCCGCCUUCGAUAGUGUUCCCGAAGCACGGUGCAAGGAAAGUGCCCUACCCUGUUCCGCCACGCCCCCGCGACCCCAAUGCCUCGGGUCCCGAGCGGAUUCUCGUGCCAAACUCUGACAUUUCGGGAUCUGGUAGUGGUUCCAUGAGGUUUACGCAAUCGCAGAGUCAGUCGCAGGGUGCUGCCUCGUUAUCGCAGAGCAAUAUUCUUGCUGGGUUGGACCGGGGGCGAAUUGCCGCGCCCUCGGCUCAGGUGCUUCCCCCCAACGGUGCCAGUGUGGUGGGGGGUGACCGUGGCUAUGAGGGAGACCGGUCCUCGCCCGAGAUGACUCGCGAUAGUCAGCACCAUUCCGAAGGAAACGACGUCCAGGCUGAAGUAGUUUCUGUGCGACAAGAGAUGUCUCCUGACGUCGAUGGAAUGGGCUACCCUCAGGCGACGGAGGAGCUGGAGCUCGAGGGGCCGAUCGAAGACCAUCCAGACGUUCCCGCUCGCGAUUGUAAGCGUCCCACAGCAGCCCCCCAUGCGCACAUUGGGCGUGAAGAUGAUGGCUAUUCUUCGGAUGAUCGGGAGACCCUUGCUACGUUGGCACGUGAGGCAAGCCAAAAGCGGUCCUUCAGCAAGCACCCUAUAUCUCCGCCUACGAGUGGCCCUAGCAUCUCGAGAGUUCGGCAAAGGAGCGAUGGGUUGCCGCCGGUAUUCGCCCCUCCCCGGUCGUCAGAUGUCCCCAUCUUGCCUUCGAGCCCGGACGUGUUCAUUGACACCAAGCCCUCGAAUGCGGACCGGGAUUCAAAAGCUUCUCGGGCCAGAUCUUCCAGUAGCUUUAAACGGGCCAUCACUCCGGCAUCGGUUCAGGAAUCUUUGAAGCAUAAGGGAGGCCGUGCAGAGCAGGUGCUGUCUCACACCAGGACGUCAACUCAUGACCCCGAUGCCUGGGUGGUGCCAAGUUUCAUGCGAAAAGGUAAUGAAGGAGCGCGGGGCAGCUCCGCCAUUCCGGCGAGAAGCAAGCGGAAACGAGACAGUGACGGGUCUGUGGUAGAGAUCCAGCCGCCACAUAAAUCGCUGAAAAGCUCGGACGACCGGAGGGUGCAGACAAUGCCAGUUCGCGCAGCUGAUGCGCCUUCCGAAGGUGCGGAGGGCCGAAAAAAACCGGGGAGCGUAUCGUCUGGAAUCGUAUCUACCGCGCAACAAAAUGUCCGAACCACGACUGGUCGUCCUUUGCCUGGCAUCUCUGCUGCUUCGAGACGACAUCCGCAUCCACACCCGAAGUCCCUCCUUGUCCCGGAAGCUGGCUUAAGUAAGCAGCGACCGUCUGUCACGAAUGGCCAGCAUCGUGUUGAGGGAGAGCCGAAAGAAAAGCUGGCUGGAUUUACCAUCGACUUGGGCAUGCGCCGCGAAAAAGACGGUCCUCCUCUGAUUACCUGGAAUACUCUGUCCGAGAUCCUACUACUAACCGGAAGGAUAAGGAACGGCACGAGCAGAGGGUAA
Molecule: messenger RNA, 2814 nt
Organism: Gloeophyllum trabeum ATCC 11539
Lineage: Eukaryota; Fungi; Basidiomycota; Agaricomycetes; Gloeophyllales; Gloeophyllaceae
Exons: 7
Coding region: 1-2814 (937 amino acids)
Biological process (GO): telomere maintenance via telomerase
Cellular component (GO): telomerase holoenzyme complex; chromosome, telomeric region
Molecular function (GO): telomeric repeat DNA binding
Source: RefSeq, a predicted model, not a curated record